Messenger RNA from Penicillium mononematosum, 528 nucleotides. RefSeq lists its product as uncharacterized. The coding region runs from base 1 to 528 and encodes 175 amino acids. NCBI's taxonomy places the organism in Eukaryota, Fungi, Ascomycota, Eurotiomycetes, Eurotiales, Aspergillaceae. The transcript has a single exon. The record is from RefSeq and is a predicted model, not a curated record. Gene Ontology annotation, molecular function: hydro-lyase activity.
AUGCCAACACGUCUUGUGAUCUCAGGUUAUCUAGAUCUACGUGGCACUCUGCUUGAGCAAAAGGCCGAGGCUGAACACUGCCACGACAAUAUUCGACGGUCAGUUCUUCAUGAGCCUCGAGGCCAUGCCGAUAUGUUUGGCGCCAUCCUUCGCCCUGAAACCGAGUUCACCAAAACCGGCGAAGCGCACAUGGGCGUACUUUAUAUCCACGGCAAUGGCUAUAGCAACAUGUGCGGUCAUGCCACCAUUGCUAUAUGUCGAUUCCUCAUCGACACCUGCGACUUGAGUAUUUUCCCGCGCAGGAAUGACAUCGACUACGAUACAAACACACAAACAGCGAGUUUGAUCCUUCAUACCCCCGGGGGACUCAUCAACGCAACUAUACCCACAACCGACAACGGCAAUCGGUCAGAUCCGACUCGCCCAAUCAAGUUUAUUGCGCUGCCUGCCUAUGCGAUAGCCACCGAAAUCAAAGUAUUUAUUCCCCCGAAAAUCGGUGGGUCGAGCUUGGCACACGAGAGACUGUGA